Molecule: messenger RNA, 2230 nt
Organism: Rhincodon typus (whale shark)
Lineage: Eukaryota; Metazoa; Chordata; Chondrichthyes; Orectolobiformes; Rhincodontidae
Product: gap junction beta-2 protein-like
Exons: 2
Coding region: 8-781 (257 amino acids)
Biological process (GO): cell communication
Cellular component (GO): connexin complex
Source: RefSeq, a predicted model, not a curated record
AUCAACAAUGGGAUGGUAUUUCCUUCAUUCUCUGCUGAAUGGGGUCAACAAGUACUCCACAUCCCUGGGGAAAGUGUGGCUCUCGGUCAUUUUCAUCUUUCGUCUCCUGGUCUUGGUGGUGGCAGCUGAGACUGUAUGGGGAGAUGAACAGAGUGACUUUGUGUGCAACACACAGCAACCUGGUUGCAGGAAUGUGUGCUACGACCGUUUCUUCCCCAUCUCCCAUAUCAGGCUGUGGGUUUUCCAGCUCCUCUUUGUGUCCAUUCCAUCAUUUCUCAUCGGCAUGCAUGUUCAUCAAAGGAAGAAAUGCAAGAAGAAUAUAAAAAUCUUUAAUCAGAAUGCAGAUUUGCAGAAAGUAAAAAUCGAUGCCCCUCUUUUACGAACUUACUUGGUCAGCAUUUUGUUUAAAAUGUUGUUUGAAGCCGUCUUUAUGUUCUUGUUCUAUUGGAUUUAUGAAGGCUACAAGAUGCUCAGACUUGUCAAAUGCAGUGAAUAUCCCUGUCCUAAUACCGUGGAUUGUUUCAUUUCUAGACCAACUGAGAAAACGAUUUUCACUCUCUUCAUGUUAAUGACUUCAGCUGUAUGCAUCUUGUUGAACGUUGCUGAACUAUGUUACUUAAUUGUCAGGUAUUGUGUUAUGCAAUGGAAGAAAAACAUUUUUGCUGCAACAAGAAGCAAUGAAAACAAAAAAUUAACAGUUGCUCUUAGUUCGUCGAAUAUCAGCACAACAAAAUUUGACAAUGACCAAAAGAGCAGUUCUGAUAUCACUUCUAUAUUUUAAAAAAGACAAUGACUCCUGAAUUAUUUUAAGCUUCACAAAAUGCUUGUAAUUCUAGGCUCAAUUAUCUUGUGACUUUGAAACAACAUUUUAUCAAGAAGAGAUGAUGUAUCAAUUUAUGUGCAUUCCAAAUAUUUUGAUAUCCCAUUAUUCUGUUUGUCAUUGUUAUAUGUUGCUUCCAUUUUAAUUUACUCAUUCCUGGGUUCCUUAUGAACACAUGAUCACUUUUGUUGAAGCCGAUUGCAAACCUCUGGGAAUAAAGCCUCAAUAAAAUUGAACAAAGAAGGUGACGCAUAAAGUGACAUAAAGUGACGCAUUCUUAGAAGGAAAGAAUCUGACAUACAUUAGAAGCAUUAUCACAGUAAGCUAUAAACUGUUUUGAAUAGAAGCUGAAUACCAAAACAUCAGAGAAUUGGAUUAAGUGCAAUAUUUUGUUCAAAACACGAUAAUUGUACCUAAAAUACCUGAGAAGCUAAGUGCUGGUGAAUGCGUCUGUAAAUGGGCAAAAGUUAAGGUACAAAGGAAUGGACCCUGUCCUGACCUAUGCUUGCCAAGAGGCCCAUGACUUCAAUACGCCACUAUCUCCUAAAAUAGAACAGAAGACUGUGGAUUCUGCAGAUCUGAAACAAAAACAGAAAUUGCUAGAGAAAUUCAGCAGGCCUGGCAGCAUCUGUGGAUAGAAAGCAGAGUUAACAUUUCGAGUCUCCAGACUAAAAACAUUAACUUUGCUUUCCUCCCACAGCUGCUAUCAGACCUACUGAGUUUCUCCAACAAUUUCUGUUUUUAUUGCACCCGUAUCUCCAGUUUGCGUGAUUUCCUGAUGCCACUUCACGUAAAGCUGUCGGAGGUUAAAACCGAUAGUUUUCACAGCAGAUUGUGGGAAUCUGGCCAUUGAGAGAUAUGUUGUCAUACUGUGUAUGUUCAUCAGUGUUGACUGAUUGUGGAAAAGUGAACAAUAAAUGAAAGUUCCAUCUUUGACAUGGCAGGUUAUGAAAUGACGAAUUCUACUUUCAGCCAAGCUUUGUUAUUUCUACUGACUCAAUGCAAAACUGUUCAGAAACUGAAACGUUGUCAGUCUCAACGGUUAAAUAUUCUCUUUGUCAUUGUUUGAAUGUAAACUGUCAACUGUUAUUUUUUGAGGAUGUCUAAAGAAAUCUUAGAGCCAUAUUUAAGAAUAGAUUUUCAGGUCCAGUGUCCUUUCUUUCUUGUUCCUGGAUAAUCGAUCCAGAAUGUCUUCUCUCCAUGUAGACCAUUCAGGUAGUGCAAUUGCCUGGAUAUAGAGCUGAGAAACUGAAUGGCUAACUCCUGGCUUAAGAUAUAACUGAAAUUUGCAAUUCAUUUGUUACGUUUGUCAGGAUUAUGGUAGCACAGUGACUGUUUUGGAAUGUAAAAAUAUACCUCGUGAUAUAAACAUGAUUAUAUAUUACAAUAAAUUACAUAUGUUUGAACUAA